UCACACUGACUGCAUCCCCAGCUUGCGUAAAAUAACAUAAUUUUGUUAAAACGCGCACCUUGCCGCAGAUGCAUAGCAAAACCAGCUUAGCAAAAUCAACUCUUCCUUCCAUCUAUACAUAUAUUUUGUAUCAUUAAUUCUUGGAUCUCAAGCCAGCGAUUUAUUUUGCUACCGAUCGACCAUCGACCCUGCUAUCUGGAGAAUUUUGUUGCAUUUUUGCGUUACGUUUUUGUUUGUUUGCACACAAAAAUAAACAAACCCCCACCCGCACCCCCCACCAAGCAUAAGACGACACGUGGAGGGGAUCCUACAGAGAUCUGAGGCGCUAAGAUGUUUAGUCCGGAAUAUGAGAAGCGCAUCCUGAAGCACUGCAGUCCGGUGGCACGUAAUCUAUUUGAUAAUUUGGAAUCGUCUACAACACCCACGUCGCUGGAUCGCUUCAUACCAUGCAGGGCCAACAACAAUUGGCAGACGAACUUUGCGUCGAUCAACAAGUCCAAUGAUAACUCACCACAGACGAGCAAGAAGCAGCGGGACUGUGGGGAGACGGCACGCGAUAGUCUGGCGUAUUCGUGCCUCUUGAAGAACGAGCUCCUGGGCACGGCCAUAGAUGAUGUGAAGACCGCCGGCGAGGAGCGCAACGAGAAUGCCUACACACCAGCAGCCAAGCGAAGUCUCUUCAAAUAUCAAUCCCCCACAAAGCAGGAUUACAAUGGCGAAUGCCCGUACUCAUUGUCGCCGGUGAGCGCCAAGAGCCAGAAGCUACUGCGUUCGCCCCGGAAGGCCACACGCAAGAUCUCUCGCAUUCCAUUCAAGGUGCUGGAUGCACCGGAGCUGCAGGAUGAUUUCUAUUUAAAUCUGGUCGAUUGGUCCUCGCAGAAUGUUCUCGCUGUUGGCCUGGGCAGCUGUGUCUAUCUAUGGAGUGCCUGCACCAGUCAGGUUACUCGCCUGUGCGAUCUCAGUCCGGAUUCGAAUACAGUGACAUCGGUGUCGUGGAACGAGCGCGGCAACACAGUGGCCGUGGGCACCCAUCAUGGCUAUGUGACCGUUUGGGAUGUGGCCGCCAAUAAGCAGAUCAACAAGCUCAAUGGCCAUUCGGCUCGUGUGGGCGCAUUGGCCUGGAACAGUGACAUCCUGUCGAGCGGAUCGCGCGAUCGUUGGAUCAUUCAGCGCGACACACGCACACCACAGCUGCAGUCCGAGCGCCGUCUGGCCGGGCAUCGUCAGGAGGUGUGCGGCCUCAAGUGGUCGCCCGACAAUCAGUACCUGGCCAGCGGCGGCAACGACAAUCGUCUGUAUGUGUGGAACCAGCACUCGGUGAGCCCCGUGCAAUCGUAUACGGAGCAUAUGGCCGCUGUGAAGGCGAUUGCCUGGUCCCCGCAUCAUCACGGACUGCUGGCCAGCGGCGGCGGGACGGCCGAUCGUUGCAUUCGCUUCUGGAACACGCUGACCGGCCAGCCCAUGCAGUGCGUGGACACUGGGUCGCAGGUGUGCAAUCUGGCCUGGUCCAAGCACUCCUCGGAGCUGGUCUCCACGCACGGCUACUCCCAGAACCAAAUACUGGUGUGGAAAUAUCCCUCGCUGACGCAGGUGGCCAAACUGACGGGCCACUCGUACCGUGUGCUCUAUCUGGCGCUCAGUCCCGAUGGCGAGGCCAUUGUCACGGGCGCCGGCGAUGAGACUCUGCGCUUCUGGAAUGUCUUCAGCAAGGCGCGCAGCCAGAAGGAGAACAAGUCUGUCCUUAAUUUGUUUGCCAACAUCAGAUAGAUCACGCCUGUGCGGAGAGCUUGUUGGAGGUAUGUGUGGCAGCCACACCACACUGCCACGAAGACUGAGAGAGGCGCCAAAGGCAACAGAAACCAAGCAAACAUCUAACCAAUCCACUCCAAUCAGAUCAAUCAAUCAAUCAAAGCAAGAUAGCAACCAAGCAAACGCAGAAUCCAAGUCAAAUUCAUUGAAUGUUAACAUUAUUGAAAAGUGUUCAUUUAGUUACGGAUUUCGAUUAAACGAGAAAGAGAGAGAGAGAGAGACUGGGUAGUGGGUGGUCGCCUUUGGUACUGCUCCAGCUCCAACUCUCAAUCGUUCAUUUGUCCAUUUGCUAGUAAAA
Messenger RNA from Drosophila subobscura, 2107 nucleotides. It is a transcript of the gene fzr, whose product is annotated as fizzy-related protein homolog. Lineage: Eukaryota; Metazoa; Arthropoda; Insecta; Diptera; Drosophilidae. Gene Ontology annotation, molecular function: protein binding; ubiquitin ligase activator activity; anaphase-promoting complex binding. Gene Ontology annotation, cellular component: anaphase-promoting complex. Bases 331 to 1767 code for a protein of 478 amino acids. Gene Ontology annotation, biological process: anaphase-promoting complex-dependent catabolic process; positive regulation of ubiquitin protein ligase activity; positive regulation of anaphase-promoting complex-dependent catabolic process. The transcript has 5 exons. The record is from RefSeq and is a predicted model, not a curated record.